Messenger RNA from Oncorhynchus tshawytscha (Chinook salmon), 1999 nucleotides. Its product is annotated as synaptotagmin-7-like. Gene Ontology annotation, cellular component: axon; synaptic vesicle; membrane. Gene Ontology annotation, biological process: regulation of dopamine secretion; calcium-ion regulated exocytosis; regulation of calcium ion-dependent exocytosis. The record is from RefSeq and is a predicted model, not a curated record. NCBI's taxonomy places the organism in Eukaryota, Metazoa, Chordata, Actinopteri, Salmoniformes, Salmonidae. Gene Ontology annotation, molecular function: calcium ion binding; phosphatidylserine binding; clathrin binding. The coding region runs from base 35 to 1675 and encodes 546 amino acids. The transcript has 11 exons.
UGGGGGUCCAGCAGGUCCCUAUCGCAGUGACAGUAUGAAGAGCAUGAUGUCUGGAGGUGGAAGUAGCUCCAUGUCUGGGGGAACCAGCAUGGUGAUGUCGGGGGGGAAGCCCGGGAAGUGGCAGACGGUCCAGAGUCACAUGCAGACGGGAGGACUCAGACCCAAAAGCUCUGGGGAUUCAGUAGGGGCUCUGUCCUCUGCUUCCACCCUGGAUCCCAUCCCCUCUGCUGGGCCGCUGGCCCGGCCACGCACCCUGCUACGCCAGCAGAGUCUCCAGCAGCCUCUCAUCCACCCACCCGUCCCAAGCCUCCUCACCCACCUCCCACCCACCUCCUCCCAGAGCCUGGGUCAGAUACACCAGGUUCCCCCACUGGGGCCCAGCCAGCCAGAGGGAGGCGUGGGCAGUGGGGGAGGAUGUGGAGGAAUGCAACGAGGCCCCAGGGGGGUGCGUGGGAGCCCGGCGGGGGCAGGCGCCUCACGGUACAGGGGAGGAGGAAGAGGUAACCCUGGGUCCUGGGAUCACAUGAUGGGCCAGUUGAAAAACAGAGGCCUGGAUGCCAAGUCCUUCCUCGAAGGGAAGAUUGUGGUUCUGUCUUUGGCUAUUGGUUUGGCUGAGCAAGAUGACUUUGCCAAUAUCCCUGAUCCAAUCACCUCCAUGCAGGAAGCACCACCAGCCAAUCAGGAAGCACUUCCUCCUCCACCUGACAAGAGGGGCGUGGGCAACAAGCCAUGCAACAGUCCCAAAGGCCACCCCCCCGACGGACACUCCUCAGUCACCGAUCUGGCCAACUCUCUCACCGGAGACAUGGUCAUGCUGUCCCCGGGAUCAGAGGAUGACGAUGGUGAAGGUGCUGUCAGUGAGAAGCUGGGACGGAUCCAGUUCUCUGUUGGUUACAGCUUCCAGGACUCCACUCUGACCGUCAAGAUUCUCAAGGGCCAGGAGCUACCAGCCAAGGACUUCUCUGGGACCUCUGACCCCUUCGUCAAAAUCUACCUGCUUCCUGACAAGAAGCACAAACUGGAGACCAAGAUCAAGAGGAAGAACCUCAACCCUCACUGGAACGAGACCUUCCUGUUCGAAGGUUUCCCAUACGAGAAAGUGAGGGAGAGGACUCUGUACCUGCAGGUGUUGGACUUUGACCGGUUCAGUCGCAACGACCCCAUCGGGGAGGUUUCCAUCCCUCUCAACAAACUCAGUGACCUGGGACACAUGCAGACCUUCUGGAAGGAACUCAAACCCUGCAUGGAUGGAGCUGGGGGAGGCGGGGACCUGCUGGUGUCUCUGUGCUAUAACCCAACAGCCAACACCAUCACUGUGAACAUCAUCAAAGCACGCAAUCUCAAAGCCAUGGACAUAGGAGGAACAUCGGAUCCCUAUGUGAAGCUGUGGCUGAUGCACAAGGACAAACGCAUUGAGAAGAAGAAGACAGUGACCAUAAAGCGUUGUCUCAACCCCGUCUUCAAUGAGUCUUUCCCUUUCGAGGUUCCGGCCCACGUCCUCCGGGAGACCACCAUCAUCAUCACGGUCAUGGACAAGGACCGGCUCAGCCGCAACGAUGUCAUCGGCAAGAUCUACCUAUCAUGGAAGAGUGGUCCAGCGGAAGUGAAACACUGGAAGGACAUGAUGGGCCGGCCGCGUACCAAUGUGGCCCAAUGGCACGCUCUCAAGGCCUGAUGGUCCCGCCUACCCCCUCUUCAGUGACCCCAUACCCUCCCCCUCCCUCCAACGUCCAAUCCCCAUCCUUAUGCACAACACUGACUAGCUACCAGGCUGCAAAAUACGGGACCUUCCCUCUCUUCUCUGGAAAGUGGUAUAAUGUUCAACUGAAGUUGUAGAGAGAAAGAAACCAAUCAAUACUGUUUGUGAUGAUGACAUAACCUGAAGAUCGCUGGACAGCAAAUGGAAUUAUUGACCCUUGAUGCUGUUGUCUCUCUCUCUCUCUCUCUCUCUCUCUCUCUCUCUCUCUCUUUGUCUCUCUGUCUCUCUGUCUCUGUCUCU